AUGGGAGAAGCCAACGUGUCCCCCUUUUCUGACUGUGGACUGCGCUGGUGUCUCCAGCAGCUGGACAAGGAAGAGUUCCACACGUUCAAGGAGUUGCUGAUGGGAAGCACUUCGGGGCUGGUCCCGGGCUCCUUCCCAUGGAUGGAGGUGGCUGGGGCGGACGCACAGCACCUGGCCUUCCUCCUGCAUGAGCACUGCCAGGCUCUGGUGGUCUGGAGCAUGGCCAUGGACAUCUUUCUCGAGAUGAACCUGCCAGUGCUCUCUCAGAAGGCGAAGGAGGAGAUGGAAAAAUGUUCACUGGCUGAAAUACUACAAGAUUUUACACCCACGAAGACUGACCAAGGAACAAGCAUGGGCCAGCCUUCAGAAAUGUCACAAGUUAUAAAACAAGAUGAUACCACAGCAGCAAAGACAAAAGACCAAGGCCAAGGAGGUGACAAAGAGAACUACAAACAUCAUGUGAAGAAAAGGUUCGCCACAGUGUCGGGUGUACACCACAGUUUCAAAACCUUUGCCGCUGAUUGUUCACAAAUGCAAAUGUUGUCUGGUGCUUUCGCUCCAGACCAGCAGGGCUUCCGGCCACUCACCGUGGUCCUGCACGGAAGACCGGGGGUCGGGAAGUCAGCUCUGGCCAGGAGAAUCCUGCUGCACUGGGCCCGUGGGGAGCUUUACCCGGGUGUGUUCUCCUACGUCUUCUUCCUCGAUGCCCGAGACAUACCAUGGAGGAGGAGAAGCAGUUUCACGGAGUUAAUUUCCAGGGAGUGGCCAGACCCUGAAGUCCCUAUGGCAAACAUCAUGUCCCAACCAGACAGGCUCUUGUUUGUGGUCGACGGUUUUGACGACCUGGACGUUGCCUCCGAAAAUGCUGACCUGAACGUCUGUGACAACUGGACAGAGAAGCGGCCCGUGUCCGACCUGAUGUGCAGUCUGCUGAAGAAGGCCCUGCUGCCCGAGUCCUCUCUGAUCGUCACCGUCAGAGACGAGAGCCUAGAAAAGCUCUGCUCGAUGCUCGUCUCUCCCCGCUACCUCUUCAUUGAAGGAAUCGCGAUGGAGAAAAGGAUCCAGGUGUUCCUCAAGCACGUCAAGAACGAGGACCAGAAAACCCAGGUCCUGCAUGCGGUGCUGGACAACCACGUGCUGAUUGACAGGUGCCAGGUGUCCGUCACGUGGUGGCUGCUCUGCCGGGCUCUUGAGCUGCAGACAGCCUCGGGGAAGGGCCUGCCCCCUACCUGCCAGGUCCUCACCAGCUUGUACGCCACCUUCGUGGCCCAUCAGCUCGCCCCUCGAGAUGGCCCGGGACGCUGCCUCAGUCCAGACGAACGAGUGGUGCUGAAGGGCCUGUGCCGGAUGGCCGCGCAGGGCGUGUGGGCCAGGAAGUUCGUGUUCUACAGCGAUGACUUGGGCAUUCACGGGCUGACGGAGCCGGAGCUCUCCGUGCUGUUUCACAAGUACAUCCUCCUGCGGGACAGCCAGGGGGAGCGGUGCUUCACGUUCCUGCACCCGAGCCUGCAGGAGUUCUACGCGGCCCUGUACUACGUCCUGGAAGGCCUGGAAGCCGAGUGGGAGCCCCACGCUCUGUGCAUUGAGAAUUCCAAGAGCCUGAAGGAGCUCAAGCAGGUCAGCUUCAACGUCCACGUGCUGCAGAUGAAACGUUUCUUGUUUGGCUUCAUGAACAAAGAGGUGGUGCGGGCCCUGGAGGACCUGCUGGGGUGUCCCGUGGCCCUGGUGGUGAGGCGAGUGCUGCUCCAGUGGGUCUCCCUGUUGGGUCAGCAGGCCACCACUGCCUCCCCGCUGGACUUCCUGGACUCCUUCUACUGUCUCUUCGAGACCCAAGACGAAGAGUUUGUCCGUGUGGCGUUGAGCGGCUUCCGGGAAGUGAGGCUGACAAUGAACCGGCCCAUGGACCUGAACGUGUCCUCCUUCUGCCUCCAGCACUGCCAGCACCUUCGGGAAAUUCAGAUGGACGUCAGGGAGAUCUUCCCCGAAGAUGAGGCCACCGAGGCGUGGCCCGUCGUUCCACAAGGGCUGCAGACCAAGCCCCUGGUCAUCGAGUGGUGGGAGAACCUCUGCUCCGUGCUCAGCACCCACCCCAGCCUGCAACAGCUGGACCUCGCGGGCAGCAUCCUGAGCGAGUGGGCCAUGAGGACCCUGUGCGUCAAGCUGAGGCAGCCAGCCUGCCAAAUCCAGAAGCUAAUACUGGGGAACUGCGGCCUCACGGCGGCCGCCUGCCAGCACCUGUCCGAGGUCCUCACCAGCAGCCAGAGCCUGACGCACCUGGACCUGUCGACCAACCCGCUGGGGAAGGAUGGGAUGACGCUGCUGUGUCGCGGCUUGAAGUGCUUCACCUGUGCUCUUCAGAGGCUGAUGCUCCGGGACUGCCACCUGGACGUCAUUGGCUGUGGCUUUCUCUCCCUCGGACUCAUGGGCAACCGCCAUCUGACCCACCUGAGCCUCAGCAUGAACCCCCUGGGGGACGACGGCGUGGACCUCCUGUGCGAGGUCCUGUUGGAAACCACCUUUCACCUCCAGGACCUGGAGCUGGUGAGAUGUGGCCUCACUGCCGCCUGCUGCAGGAAGCUGUCCCUGGUGAUCGUGACCAACACGCACCUGAAGAGCCUGGACCUGGCGGCCAACGCCCUGGGGGACGACGGGGUGGCGGCCCUGUGCAUGGGCCUGCGGCUGAAGACUGCCUCGCUGCAGAGACCUGGGUUGGAGGCGUGCGAGCUGACGUCCGGCUGCUGCGAGGCCCUGGCCUCCGCGCUGCUCUGCAACCGCUACCUGCGCAGCCUGAACCUGCUGCGGAACAACCUCUGCCCCGAGGGCAUCCGGGAGCUGUGCCGCGCCUUCGGGCGCCCCACCUCCAAACUGCAGGUCAUCGG
Myotis davidii is the source of this 2879-nucleotide messenger RNA. It is a transcript of the gene NLRP5, whose product is annotated as NLR family, pyrin domain containing 5. Gene Ontology annotation, biological process: regulation of inflammatory response. NCBI's taxonomy places the organism in Eukaryota, Metazoa, Chordata, Mammalia, Chiroptera, Vespertilionidae. The transcript is spliced from 9 exons. Gene Ontology annotation, cellular component: nucleus; cell cortex; mitochondrion. Gene Ontology annotation, molecular function: protein binding. The annotation marks the transcript as partial. The record is from RefSeq and is a predicted model, not a curated record.